Messenger RNA from Penicillium brevicompactum, 1887 nucleotides. RefSeq names its product DNA topoisomerase 3. The record is from RefSeq and is a predicted model, not a curated record. Gene Ontology annotation, cellular component: nucleus. Gene Ontology annotation, molecular function: DNA binding; DNA topoisomerase type I (single strand cut, ATP-independent) activity. Gene Ontology annotation, biological process: DNA topological change. Lineage: Eukaryota; Fungi; Ascomycota; Eurotiomycetes; Eurotiales; Aspergillaceae. The transcript has 7 exons. The coding region runs from base 1 to 1887 and encodes 628 amino acids.
AUGGCUCGCAAAAUCCUCUGUGUGGCUGAAAAACCCGCCAUUGCGCGCGCUGUGGCCACUCAUUUGUCCGGAGGUUCUUUCCAAACACACUCCAUUCGUGGCAAUCCAUAUGUCAAAAACUACGAAUUUGAAUUCAAUUUUGGGGGCGCCUGGGGAAACUGUGCUGUCACCGUAACCAGUGUCGUGGGCCAUCUCACCGGCUUGGACUUUGAUCGCCAGUACAAGGGCUGGCAGUCAUGCCCUCCUGGAUCACUAUUUGAAGCUCCCGUGCUGGAAGCUGUUGAUAAGGACAAACUCCCAAUCGCAGAGAACAUUCGGAACCAGGCCAAAUAUGCCAAAGCACUUUUUAUCUGGACUGAUUGUGAUCGCGAAGGCGAGCAUAUUGGAUCAGAAGUCCGUAAUCAGGCAAAAGCAGGAAAUAGUCGAAUCGAGGUGAAGCGAGCCAAGUUCAGUAACACAGAACGCGCUCAUGUGCGCCAGGCUGCUCUAGCACCAAUUGAUCUUGACGAGUAUCAGGCCAAUGCCGUAGCUGCGCGCAUUGAGUUGGAUCUUCGAAUCGGUGCUGCGUUCACUCGCCUGCAAACCCUGCAGUUACAGACAGUCGUGACGGCUUUGAAAGAAAAGGUCAUCAGCUACGGAUCAUGUCAGUUUCCUACCUUGGGAUUUGUUGUGGAUCGAUACCUGAGAGUCAAGAACUUCAAACCAGAAGACUUUUGGGGCCUCAAGGUCAUCUUGAAUCGGGAGGGCAAGAAGGUCAACUUUCUCUGGAAACGAGUGCAUCUUUUUGACAGAGCUGUUGUGACAAUGAUGCUGGAACGCUGCCUGGCUGCAAAGCAAGCCAAGGUCACAAAGGUUGACCAGAAGCCUAAAAGCAAAUGGCGGCCUCUACCUUUGACCACCGUUGACCUGCAAAUGAUGGGCAGUAGAUUCCUUCGCAUCGACAGUCAAACGAUCAUGAAGGUGGCCGAGACACUUUACACCAAGGGAUACAUCAGCUAUCCUCGAACAGAAACUGAUCAAUUCGACAAAGCGAUUGAUCUGAAGAAACUAGUGGAGAAGCAAUAUCCCGAUGAUCGGUGGGGUCAAUACGCCCGAGAACUCAUCGACGGAAAAUUCAAGACACCUCGCUGGGGUCGCCAUAACGAUAAAGCCCAUCCCCCUAUCCACCCAGUAAGCUGGGUCUCUUCGAGUCAACUGAACGCAAACGAAAAAAAAGUCUACGAAUUUGUGGUGCGUCGAUUUCUCGCCUGCUGCUCUGAUGACGCAAAGGGCCAGGGCUCAGAGGUUGAGAUAAGAUAUGGAGAUGAAUACUUCCACGCAAACGGACUGAUUGUAUUGGAAAGAAAUUACUUGGAUGUUUACACUUACGACAAAUGGGAAAGUAGCCAGCAGCUACCCAAUUUUCAAAGAGACGAGAUGUUUGAGCCCACAGAGGCGAACAUCUUUGAAGGCAAAACAACCGCUCCGAAUUAUCUCACUGAACCCGAACUUAUCGGCUUGAUGGACGCCAAUGGUAUUGGUACGGAUGCCACCAUGGCAGAACACAUUGCGAAGAUCAAAGAAAGAGAAUACGUCGCCGUGAACUCACGAGGCGGUGGACGCUCUGCGGUGUCAGAACUUAUUCCGACACGCCUGGGAAUUGCUCUUGUAGAGGGCUAUGACAAUGUCGUUGCAGGUCUUCCGAACAGUGUGUCACUCAGCAAGCCAUUCCUUCGGAAAGAAAUGGAAUUGCGAAUGCUCGAGAUAUGCUCGGGUACCAAAACUCGCCAGGAGGUCGUUCAGCAGAGUCUUGACAUGUACCGUGAGGUCUUUAUUCAUACGCAGAGACGUAUCAGCAUGCUGAAGACUGCCUGUCGCAAAUAUCUCGUUGAACCCCCCGAAUCAUGA